This is a messenger RNA of Hemicordylus capensis (graceful crag lizard), 3031 nucleotides long. RefSeq names its product family with sequence similarity 149 member B1 (gene FAM149B1). The transcript is spliced from 15 exons. Bases 91 to 2004 code for a protein of 637 amino acids. The record is from RefSeq and is a predicted model, not a curated record. Lineage: Eukaryota; Metazoa; Chordata; Lepidosauria; Squamata; Cordylidae. Gene Ontology annotation, biological process: protein localization to cilium; cilium assembly.
GAGGGGCGGGGCGUCGCCAUGGCGGCCAAGGGCCGAGCCGGCCAGGCGGCACGGCCGCCGAGAACCGAGAUGAGGUGCUGAGGUGGGAGGAUGAUCUCGCGAUACACGCGGAAACCGGUGCCUCCCGACGCCCUGGGGAUCAGAGGAUUUGCAAAAAAUACCUUAGAACAUCAUCCCCUGCCAGACUCACUGGAUGACAGUUAUACAUCCACUGAAAGCCAGGAAGACGUUUCAAGGUGUGUUAGUGAGUCUGAAAGUACAAAAGAUUCAAAUUUCCAAUCUGUCACUUCAGUGGACAAUGAGAACCCAUGGUCAGCUUGUCAGAGCUUCACAGGCACAUCCACAGAAGACAGCUCAGUCUUUUCUUGGGGCUAUGAUGAAUUUGAUAAAGCUGCUACACGUCAAGUUCAGCAGAUAUUCAGGCAUAUUGAUGAGCUUUUGUAUGAACAAAAAACAAGUGUAUUUGUUGAAGGCCUAGAGGAAGAGUGCCAACAAUGGAUGUCAAGUUUUCCCCAUCUCAGGAUUGUGGGAAAACAAGUAGUGAUUCCUACGGAUGAAGGUUACGGGUGGUAUUCUAGUUCAAUUUGCAGUAACUCGGGUUCAUCAGAGAUGAGCCCAAUGCAAGAGAAGGAUCCUAAUGAGUUUAGUAUUUUGGGUAAAAAGGUUCCCUUUUCUAUUACACCUAUUCAUAAAGAAGAUAACUUUUCAAAGCCUCCUGAAUUGUGUUUAUCGGAGAAUGAAGAAGAAGAUGGAGUGAUUGUCUCUGAGGGCAUAAUGGAGGAGUAUUUCGCAUUUGACUGCAGAGAUGUGGAAGAAGAGUUGCAUGAAAGGAAAAUGGGCCUUUCACCUGACAGACGGAAAUUAGGUUUCCCUCCAAUCACACCAUCAUAUUGCAUGCGGGAUGCUGCUCUUUCCUAUGCAUUUGAUGAUGUGUGGAGUGAAGUCUUGGGCUAUAUGGAGCAGUUAAUCUGUAGACACUGGGAAGGGUCAGUCUCAGAUGAAGAGAAGAAUGUCAUAACUGUAGAAACAAACCGAACAGAUUCAGGAAGCCCUUUUAUGCAGUUUGAACCUUUGCCAUUGGUGUUACCUCGAAUGCCACAAACCAAGAUGCCCUCCAUCACAUCAAAUCAGGCAAAUCUUUCUCAAGGAACAAACAGUGGUCCACAACACAAUUUGAAUGGUUUGAUGGUGAUUCAUGGGAUCCCUUUACACCAAAGGAACUUGCCUCUGAUGGACAAACUAUUAGACUUGGAAGACAGACCGCUUAUGAGGCCAGGCUCCAGCUCCAUCCUAUCAACCAGAGCUCGGGCAAAUCGCCCACUUGAGCUCAGUGCAUCUUCCUUGUCCUAUUCUGCUCAAUCUGCUAGAAGACGUAAUCCACCACCACGUACCCUGCAUCCUAUCAACACCAGCUAUUCUCGCUCAGGGACUCCAAGACCUAUGGAUGAAGUCAUCAGAGGAACACGACUCUCCGCAGCAAGUGAGCAACUGUCAUCGCCUUCCCCAGUCCCACUGAGCCGAAAUAAUCUCCUGCCUCCUAUUAGUGCUGUAGAUGUGGCGGAGCAUUUGGGACCUCAAAAGCAGCUGAAAUCUCAGGGGAGCGGCAGCCGUGCUCGCAGUGCAAUAGCAGAUGAAAUUAACCAUCAACCAAGACAUGAGAGAUUUUUAUUACCAGAUAGUUUCUCCAGACCCAGCACAUCACAUGCAUUUUGGCCAGACUCACAGUAUCGUCGUUCUUGCACUGUUAUUGAUUAUGCUAAUCAGCCACGAAAUAAAGGAUCUGCUGGCACAGAUUCUAUUAACGUAGGAGUGAUGGGAAUCAGUUUAGGGAUAUCUAGCUCUUCAUAUAUUAAUUCUUUCCACCACCAGCCUCUCGGUCUUUUUCUUAAUGAGGAUGAGGAGGACAAAGAAGAUCAUCCUCCACUGGUAGGUCUUCAAUUACAUGGUUCUGUGAGAACUCAAAGCCGAGGUGGAUCUGUCUCAAGAAGCAGACAGGGACUGUAGCAUGUUAUGGGAAAGAGUCAUCCAACUCCAAGAUGAGGGAGCGACUACAGAAGCUUUAAAAAUCAGUGUUCAACCAUAGCAAUAUCAAAUGUGUUUACAGAAGAACCCUAAAUCUUUCUUUAGAGUCUUAUUUUUGUAUAAAGUUAAGAACUGCCAAAGACUAGAGUGUUGCAUCUGAACUUUGUUCCUGUAAAUCAGCUAUGCUAUUCUGUGGGACACUGAAAGUUUCUCUACUGUCUUAUAACCCAUUACAAAAGAAAUCUGGCUCAAUAACCUGAUUCCUAUGGCAGUAAUAAUGCUUAACACUGACUUGCCAGUUAUUGAUAACAGCAAUAUUUAUAAUCAGAUUAGUGCUCAAACACUUCCACUGAUCCUCUAUUUAUAUAUAAAGACAGGUUCUCAAUCUUGAGGAAAAACUACAGAUGCUUAUGCCUGAAGUUGGCCAAGAGGAAAAGCUUAAAGCAUACAGUAUUUACACCUGUAAUGGUAUUUAAGCGUGAGGUACUCCCCAUUCCCUAGGUUAAGUCCAUCCCUUUUCAACCAUUGACUCAGUCAAGACUCAGAGACUGAAGUAAUUCUGUUGACUGGAAUGUACGAUCAGAUUUCCCCUUGUUUUAAACAAGAAGUUUUGUAAAAACUUAUGAGCACCUGUUUCUGUGUAGCAGAUGUUCAGUUUUAGGGUUCUUUCAUUGGUGAGAGAUGCCGUUUAAGUGGAUACACACUUUGUUUUGUAGGAGACAUGCUUACCAGGGUAUGUUUGCUUAGAUAUAGUAGAAAAAGCAUAGCCCACCAUGGAUAUUGCUAAUGUAAUCUUUACAUUAUUCAACUUAACUAAAAAAAAUUAGUUCUAGGUCUUACUAGCUGAAGUAAGUGCCAGACUGCAAAUGUAUAAAGCUUUGUAAAGUGAAGAGCACCUUGUGAUAGAUUCUAGAUACCAUGUAAAAGUUAGAAAAGCCAGGAUGGGAAUUGAUUCUUAUUAAAUUGUAAAAUGUCACUUUUAUAUACAAUAAAGAAAAUAUUUUCUAAA